CCACCGAGGAAAACAAAUACCAAGCAAGAGAACUGCAAACACAUUAAUACACAUAGAGUAGAUCUCAUAAAAUUCCCAAGAGUUCAAUUCAAAAGUUCAAGUCAGAGAAUGAAGGGAGGUGUUGUAGCAGUGAUUGCCGUUCUUGCAAUUUUCGCAUUAGUUGUGAAGCCGGGACAGGCUGUGACUUGCGGUCAGGUGGAUGCUGCUUUGGUUCCGUGCAUUAGCUACCUCACUGGUAAUGGAGACAGUCCAUCUCCGGCGUGUUGUUCUGGGGUCAAAGCUGUGAAAGGAAUGGCACAAACACUGGCUGAUAAGAGGGCCUGCUGUAGCUGUGUAAAGGCUGCUGCCAAUAAGUACGCGGACUUGAAAGACGCUGCGGCCCAGAGUCUUCCCACCAAGUGCGGUGUCCAAAUGGACAUCCCCAUCUCCCGCAGUGUCGACUGCGACAAGAUCAACUAAGAUGGUACCAUGAAUGCCAGAAGAAAUACAAGUCAAGAUGAUGAUUUGCUACAGAUAUAGGCUAUAGCAUCUUUGAAUAAUUUCUCUAGUUUGAACAAUAAGUAUAUCACAUGGUUUGAGAACCUACUCGUUAUGGUGCAUGAUGAAAUAGAUGAAGAUUCAUCUUGUUUCCAGAUGAGUUUAUAAUAGACACUAUGUUGCUUCAA
Sesamum indicum (sesame) is the source of this 665-nucleotide messenger RNA. Its product is annotated as non-specific lipid-transfer protein 1. The record is from RefSeq and is a predicted model, not a curated record. NCBI's taxonomy places the organism in Eukaryota, Viridiplantae, Streptophyta, Magnoliopsida, Lamiales, Pedaliaceae. Gene Ontology annotation, molecular function: lipid binding. Gene Ontology annotation, biological process: lipid transport.